AAUAACCCUUCAUACAAACCUUUGUUCGAUCCAAAUCCACCCUCCUCUUCUUCCCUCCCAUCUGCUUUUGAUGCAUUCUCCGAAGUUGCAGGGCAUCCGAGGUUUCUUAACAACCACGUCCAGGAGGAAGCGGCAAAAGAGGACGAUCGGCGGGGUUGGCGACAUAGUGGCCGGAGAAACCGUAGAGAUAAAAAGGAUUUACCUGCCGGUGCUGUAGUGGAAUCUAAAGCUCAGUUAGUUGGAAUCCACGAGAGAGUGAGAAGCAAUGUUGAAAGCAACAUUGCCCAUUGUCAAAAUAAUGGUUCUGUAGGACAUUCACAUGGUGUAAAGCGCAUGGUAACUGCUGGCAACCCAAAUAUAGAAGAUGCAGCAGAGCUACUCAGAAUGUGUGUCAGGUGUGGAAUACCGAAAACAUACUCUCAUUCAAGGGGAAUUGUCUGCCCUGUCUGUGGUGAUCUCCCUCCCAUGGACACAGACGAGCCUGUCAAGAAGAAAGAAUCUACCAUUAAGGAUAAGGAAAAGAGUAAGAGGAUGAAGGGUCAAUCCUCACAUGCUACUUGGAAAAGUGAGACAGAAAUGCAACUCCGACAACAGUUUGAUUAGCAGUGGAAUUUUCUGUUUAGUCAUGAGAUCAUCAAUGCUUGCUAAUUUCUUCUUCAUUUUUGUUCGACAUUAUGUAUAGCAUAGCAUAAACAGCAGAGUAUUUGUGAGCGUAAGAAUUUUAGAUCUGUUAUUUAUGGCUGAAUUUGAAUUUGGUUGGUCACAUUUUACUUCUUGAUUAUAAUCUAAAACCAUUUCACUUUUUUCCA
Olea europaea var. sylvestris is the source of this 809-nucleotide messenger RNA. RefSeq lists its product as uncharacterized. The record is from RefSeq and is a predicted model, not a curated record. The annotation marks the transcript as partial. Lineage: Eukaryota; Viridiplantae; Streptophyta; Magnoliopsida; Lamiales; Oleaceae. The transcript has 4 exons.